Dothidotthia symphoricarpi CBS 119687 is the source of this 1901-nucleotide messenger RNA. RefSeq names its product white collar-2. The record is from RefSeq and is a predicted model, not a curated record. Gene Ontology annotation, biological process: regulation of DNA-templated transcription. The coding region runs from base 121 to 1521 and encodes 466 amino acids. NCBI's taxonomy places the organism in Eukaryota, Fungi, Ascomycota, Dothideomycetes, Pleosporales, Dothidotthiaceae. Gene Ontology annotation, molecular function: protein binding; zinc ion binding; sequence-specific DNA binding. The transcript is spliced from 3 exons.
CCGGGGAGUUUGGCGCACGAUGCCGGGUACCUACACACUGCCAACGUCGGUGCAGACAGCCGACCCUAUCGCAUCCACGACGCGCCGUGCAAAUUGCGGGACUCUGCCUGGUCGUCCGCCAUGUCGCUGUAUGCAAACAGCAGUGCUGAGAUGGGCCACUUCAGUAGUAAUGGGCUCUCCGACGGGCUCCACCUGCAGCAGAUGGAUGAGGUAAUGCAAAUGGACAUGGAUCUGUCGCUCGAGGGCGCCGAUGCCCAGAACGCCGCGGGAUAUGCCGCCUUCACGGGGAACCUGCAGACCACGGUGCCGGGCAGCAGCGCGGCCAGCGACGUCUACUCGAUGGGCCAGGACAGCAGCAUGACGGGCGCUGGCGCGGGCCCGCUGCCCACGGGGUUCGGGGCCCCCAACAUGAACCCGUCGGGCAGCACGCUGACCGAGUUCACCAAGCGGCGCAACUGGUCGCAGCGCGUGCUCGAGGAGCUGCGCGACCUGCUGCACAUCCUGACGCCCGACGGCCGCAUCCUGUACGUGUCGCCGUCGUGCCGGCCGCUGACGGGCUGGGAGCCGCCGCAGCUCAUGGGCCGCUUCAUCAACGAGUUCAUCCACCCGGACGACAUUGGCAUCUUCGUCAAGGAGUUCAACGAGAGCAUCGCGUCGAGCAACCCGCUGCGCUUCUUCUACCGCUUCCGCAAGCUCGACGACACGUACACCAUCUUCGAGUCGCACGGCCACCCGCACCUCAGCGGCGACCCCACGGCCUUUGCCCCGCCCAAUGCCCUCAACUGCCGCGGCUUCUUCCUCAUGGCGCGGCCCUACCCGACCAAGAACGCCGCCCUGCUCGACUCGUUCCUCGAGCACAAGAUCGAGAACGAGCGCCUGACCAAGCGCGUCGCCGAGCUGAAGCGCGAGGAGCAGGACGAGCAGGACGACUGGGCCCGCAAGACCGAGGGCCCCUCGACCGUCCAGUCCGACACCCACAACACCCACAGCGACGCCGUCUCGUACGCCCAGAUGCCCCCGCCCGCCAAGCCCACAAUCUCCAACACGGCCCUGACCCGCCAGAACCUCGACGAGGCCCUCGCCGCCAGCAGGCCCGAUAGCAUCAACGACAAGAUGGCCCGCUACGAGGGCGCAAACCACCUCGAGACCAUCGAGAUGCUGACCGGCUUACGCUACAGAGACGGCGAGCGCUCCCAGGGCAUCAGCACAGGCGACGCCAGCCCCAUGCUCAUCCGCGGCGACGCAGGCAUCCAGAUCUCCCUCGACCGCGACGCCAGGAGCUCCUCUGACAAGAAGAAGAAGCUCAAAAUCGCAGACGAAUACGUGUGCACCGACUGCGGCACCCUCGACUCGCCCGAAUGGAGGAAGGGUCCAAACGGGCCCAAGACACUAUGUAAUGCAUGUGGAUUGCGCUGGGCGAAAAAGGAGAAGAAGAAACAAGGCGGCGGUAACACGCCCGUUGCAGCUAACCAGCCCAACACCCCCUCACUCCUUAUGCAUACCAGCACCGGCAGCAGUUGACCUGGAAUCGUGUAUUAACCGUUUGUUACUCUAUUUUCUUGGCGCUGCGAUGGGAUGCGCAUCUAUAUCAUGCUAAGUCGAGUGGUGGAAGAUACAGGACGUGUACUGCGCAUUUUACCGGCGUUUACGAGGUGACGUGAAAUUUAGCAGGAUUUCUGGUCUGGUCUGGCUGGCUGGAUCGAGGUUAGGAUCAUAGAACGGGGUCAACGGCGAAAAAAUGAAUUGAAUGUGUGUGACGAAAUAACAUUGCAUAACGUAUAUAUAUAUAAAUAUGUAUGUAUGGCGAGGAGAUGGCUAGAGGGUUGUCGUUUGGUAUGUAGUAAGGUUGGUAUGAAAUCGAAGAACGUGCUCAUAUCUAUGCCAAUAUGAGCAAGCACCAG